UAACACAUUUUUAAAAUUUUCAAGUUGGAUUUAAGUUUUUAUCUGAAACUCGAUAAACAACAAAAUACAAGAAAAACAAAUAAAAUAGAAUUUUGAAAGAAUGCCAAGAUAUGAAUUAUUACUAAUUACUAGGGCAUUAGAGCGCCCGCAAUUAAAAAUUGUUUUGCAACGAACUGCAGCAAAUUUGUUUCAGCAAGAAGCAAUUAUUCGCAAAAUUGAAAGCAUGGGUCAGCAAGAACUUCCUUAUAGAAUGAAAUCAAAUUCAGUGUGGCAUACUCAUGGAAACUAUUUUCUUUUUGAUGCUUAUAUUAAGUUAGAUAAGUUGCCGUUUAUUCGUAAGGAAUUAUCUUUUGACAGCGAUAUCAUCCGGCAGACCUUUAUUAAAAAACUUUGCGAUUUUGACGAGGAGAAAGCAAGAAUACCAAAGAUCUAUGAGUGCACCACAAGUUAUGUUUUGCCUUAUGAAGAUCGUAAAAGAAACUAACGUUUAAAUUGUUACAUGAAGAAAAAUUUUAUGUUUUUA
Molecule: messenger RNA, 523 nt
Organism: Hydra vulgaris (swiftwater hydra)
Lineage: Eukaryota; Metazoa; Cnidaria; Hydrozoa; Anthoathecata; Hydridae
Product: small ribosomal subunit protein bS6m
Biological process (GO): translation
Cellular component (GO): mitochondrial small ribosomal subunit; ribosome
Molecular function (GO): small ribosomal subunit rRNA binding; structural constituent of ribosome
Source: RefSeq, a predicted model, not a curated record